AUGGAUAACUCACGUCCCGCGGAAUACUAUCGCGGCUUAGACCAGUGGUCGCUGAGCGAAGGAAUGAAAGACUUUGAUGACCCUGAGAACUAUGAUGAGCUUGCCAGGGCGGUCAUGAGCGCUAGGAGCCGCAAUUUCGUUCUCGACUUCGACGACGACCACGCGUGGUGUGGCUUUGACCUGGAUGCUGAAGCAAUAUCCUCCUUGUUGAAAUCGGAGCGCCCACCAGAGCUAAAUACACGAUGGAUCAACAUUUGGCUUCCUCAUGAGCAAAAAGAUGUCCUCGAGGUUCUAGCCAAGCAUUACGACUUCACCCCUCGUUUACUGGGAUUCAUGCAAUCAGCACCGUUAAAACAGCCUCGUUCCCUAACCAAUAGCACUAAAACUAGCCUCUCCUCAUUUUUCCAUCGCUCGAGAAACUCGGCUGAAUCACCAGCUUCGGACGAAAAGCCACUUGACAGGUCAAGCACGCUUAAUUCGAUUCUUGACCCAGGGUUGAAUUCUAAGGAGCUUAUUGGAAUGGUGUAUUCUAGUGGUGCGUCAACAAGCUCGGAUUUUAGUGACAAUCUGAAUCCAUACUUUCUUGCCAACGAGCUUUGGCAUUACUCUUCCGUGGAUUGGGGGCGAAAAUAUCUGUGUAUCGGAUAUAACACCAUACAUAACGUUCCGAGCAAAGGUCGAACAGAGCCAGCUGAUGACGAACCCUCACACGAGGACCGACCAUACGGCAAACGCGUCUGGAACUGGCUUGUGCUCUGUGAAGACCGCACUGUUAUCUCAAUUAGCGAAGAUCCAUAUCCCACGCGUAAUGGGAUGCUUACUCAACAUCAACAAGUGUCUCUCAACAUAAUCCGACGGAAUCUCAUCAAUACCUUCCGUCAGCUUUCCAAGGCGCGAGAUAGCAGCAGCGAUCCGGCUCAAAUGCAGCUUCCGCUUCGCAAGCGUUUGGGUGAUAGCGAAGAAGAGGCUAUACAUCGCGCCACUGAAGUUCCGGGCAUGCUCUUUUAUUAUCUAUUUGACGACUGGUUGAACACGUACAGUCUAAUUGCACGAAAAGAACAUAGAUAUGCUCGAGAAUUGAAUGCACUACGUCUUCAGAUGCUCAACAGAGCCAUGCUCGCACAUAUUGAAAGGCUGCAUCAUAUCGGCAGGCAACUGGCGGUUCUUAGACGAGUCUACCAGUCCUACGACAUGAUUAUCGACCGAGUUUUAGAAAAACAAGAGGCCAGUCUAGCAUCGCUCAAAAAUUCGAAAGUCAUAAGCGGAUUGCAGUCUAUGGAGCAGUCGGACACACUCCGGCCAACGGUGGCCCAGCUUGAUGAGCACCAUUUGCUAGGUGUAUCUAUUAGCUCUGCGGCGCGUGCUCGCUUUGCGAGACUCAAGCAUCGCAUCCGUCUGUAUGCCCUAAACGAGAUCAACGAAUGCCUCGACCAGAAGGAGUCACUCGUCUUGAUGAACUUCAACCUCAUCGCUAUCAAAGAGGCCUUCUCAGUGGAACGACUUACGGAGGUCACCCUCUUGUUAGCGAAGAUCACCAUGCUCUUCAUGCCUGUCAGCUUGAUGAGCGCCUACUUCGGGUGCCAGUUUGUUGAUGCGCACUUCACUGUCGCCAGUUACUGGAAAUGGUUCGCCGGAAUCUUCGCCGCCAGCGUCGUUGGGCUGGCGAUUUUCAGUCUGGCCAGCGGCAAGUUGCAGACGAAGAUGCUGGUGAAACCGCUUGGUGCCAAAAUCCGAGAAAAGGUCCACGAUUGGACGAUCAGGAAAAAGUUCCACGAAGUUGAAGACGAGGAAAAGAUCUUUUAAGCUACGUUUCGUCUUUUGACGAGACUAGGCAUCGAAUUGUACGCCAAUCACUUUAAUAUGCUUAUCAUCGAAGAACACUGCCGUAUGAAUAGGAGUUUAUUUAUACAUUCGUAGAUAGGAGAGACUAGCCAUCCUGAGCCAAUAUCACAUCCUAUGUAAUAUACACAGAAGAUUUCACAUAUUAAAAUCAUUAAGU
This is a messenger RNA of Verruconis gallopava, 1999 nucleotides long. RefSeq lists its product as uncharacterized. The record is from RefSeq and is a predicted model, not a curated record. NCBI's taxonomy places the organism in Eukaryota, Fungi, Ascomycota, Dothideomycetes, Venturiales, Sympoventuriaceae. Gene Ontology annotation, molecular function: magnesium ion binding; cobalt ion binding; cobalt ion transmembrane transporter activity. Bases 1 to 1803 code for a protein of 600 amino acids. The transcript has 2 exons.